GAGGGUUCUUCCUAGUGCUGCCUGUCCCUUCCCCAGGGUGGAGAGUGGAGCCCAGAGGGACAGACGGACAGAGGGACCCAGUCCACAGACAUGGCCCUGCUGAGAUACAGGCUGCGGGCCCUGCCCUCACUCUACCUUUCCUUGCUGCUCCUGUCCUGCCUUGUAGCAUCCGUGCCGACAGAAAGCCUCAAGCCCACACCUGGCCCCGACACCAGCCACUGGAGCCUGGUAAAGACCAGGGUAAUGAAGAUGGUGGAGCCACUGGUGACCAGGACCAAGGACAGAUGGCAGUGGUUCUGGGGCCCUGACGCGGUCCAGGGCUUUGUGCAGACCUAUUAUGAAGAUCACUUGAAAGACCUGGGUCCCCGCACUCAAGCCUGGCUGCAGAGCUCCAGAGACCACCUCAUCAACAAGACCUACAGCCUGUGUCCCCGGCUGCUCUGCAAGGACCAGACUCAGGGUUAAAGUGCCCCACACCUUCCUCCUCUGGCACCCACAAUAAAGGUGUUUGCUCUUAA
This is a messenger RNA of Acomys russatus (golden spiny mouse), 518 nucleotides long. It is a transcript of the gene Apoc4, whose product is annotated as apolipoprotein C4. Gene Ontology annotation, cellular component: high-density lipoprotein particle; very-low-density lipoprotein particle. NCBI's taxonomy places the organism in Eukaryota, Metazoa, Chordata, Mammalia, Rodentia, Muridae. The coding region runs from base 91 to 465 and encodes 124 amino acids. The record is from RefSeq and is a predicted model, not a curated record. Gene Ontology annotation, biological process: triglyceride homeostasis; positive regulation of triglyceride storage. The transcript is spliced from 3 exons.